This is a messenger RNA of Aedes aegypti (yellow fever mosquito), 1776 nucleotides long. RefSeq lists its product as uncharacterized. The transcript has 4 exons. The record is from RefSeq and is a predicted model, not a curated record. Bases 1 to 1728 code for a protein of 575 amino acids. Gene Ontology annotation, molecular function: DNA binding. Lineage: Eukaryota; Metazoa; Arthropoda; Insecta; Diptera; Culicidae.
AUGGCGAAAUCGAAGAAAAAGGUUGUGAUUUCGGCAGCGGUUAAGCAGACCGCAUCGAAAAAAGUACAUCGAAGUGUUCGGAAGGAAGCUAAAUCGAAAAAUCUUGAUUUUUUGCUCGCUCCUCAUCAGAACAAAAAUGUCGACACAGAAAUUCAAGAGAUAAGCCCCGAAAAGCCUUCAACUUCCACAGCAGUUCCGCAGCGACAUCGCAGUGGCAAACGACCGGUGGAAUUGUCUGUCCGCAGUCAUUCCAGUUAUUUGGUCCGCAGCAAGGAGAACACGCCCUGUCAACAGGGUGAUGGAGUAUCCGUAUCACCUCCAUCUGCUAAACGAUGUGCCAUCCGUGUACCGGUCAUUUAUCUCGAAAAACAAAAUCUGCAGCGCGGAAAUAAAAGAUCAACACUGCUCCGUGGCAGCCUGUCGGAUGGAGAGAACGAUGAAGAGCACUUCGAGUCGAAUGCGGAUGAAAACUACCACAAAAUGCCGUGCGUGGGCCGUUCAAAGGAUCCCUCAGGAGCUGUUAAAAAGUUUAGCCAGGAGUUGACAUCCACUAAUCAGGUGAAAUCAUCGCAGGAAGAGGGCCGUGAAAAGAGACCGGCAGCAAUAUCAGUCACCAGUUCCAUUGACCAGACCGAGGACGAUUUUCACCAACAACAAGACGUAAACAAAACGCCAUCAUUCGCUCUUCCUGCAAAACGGUUGGCAUUCCGAGCACCCUUGAUUGAUUUUCCAACAGAUGGAAAUCUACAGUUUCUCAAAGAUUGGCUGUCAGAAGAAGAAGACGAAAGUGAGAGCUGUGAAUCGGAAACACAAAAUGCGUGUGAAACAGACGACGACCUUGAUGACCGUCCUAAGAAUCUAUCAAAGACUGGUGCGGUUAAGGUAAAACAACAAAAGUCGGGCCAGAAGCAAACAUCCGGAAAACAGGUAGGAGUAACAGCAGUUCCGCAGCAACAGUUCGCCGCAAAACAACAGGCAGCAAAAUCAAUCCGCCAUCAGUCUGGUUCCUUUGUUCAGAUCAAGGAAGCUAUGCUCCGUCAACAAGCUCCAUCUACAAUACGAUGUGCCGUUCGAGAGCCGUUGAUUGAUUUGCCAACAAUCGAAAAGCUGCCGUUAAAUGAUGUAAUGCAUCCACCAUCACCCACAGCUAUCGGAUCUUUUCAGCCAAAUCCACUAGUCGAGGCAGACACCGAUUUCCGCUGUGUUUGCGGACAGCAGGCUAAGAUCGAUCAGCUUAUCCACCUGAACAAUGCCCUAAUUGCGCAAAAUAAGAAAUUGAAACUUGCUAAUGAGAAAAGCUCACUCCGCUGUCUCACAUUGACGGACGCCCUAAAUGCAAAAGUGUUGAGAAAGACACAUGACGAAAAGUUCACCGAAUUGCCCGGUUUCCCCGACAAAAAUAAGUUGAAGAAAUUUUCUGAAACUGCUGGGAGCCGCGACUACAUUUUUGUCAAGCUAUUGCUGAUGGAAAUCUUCACGGAUGGUCUGAAAAACAUGACACUCACGGGUCGUGUAACAAACAAUCCAAAUGGUCGGAAAGGAGGUGAGCGGAUUCAAAACGAAAUGCCGGAAAAAGUUCGCCUAGAUCCUGAGAAAGUUAAAUACAUCGAAGAGCGAUUUGUUGAGCACCGAGUUUAUCAAGGGGAAACCCCGGCCGUCGCUGGAGUUAAGGUUAAACAAUGUCGCGAGCUGAUCGCACGCGUUCUGAUUUACUAUGGUAAGAAAUAAUUUGUCACCGAUUCAAUGUUUUAAUACAAUUCAGAAGUUGAAUUUCAA